Messenger RNA from Trematomus bernacchii (emerald rockcod), 2481 nucleotides. It is a transcript of the gene toe1, whose product is annotated as target of EGR1, exonuclease. The transcript has 8 exons. Gene Ontology annotation, molecular function: 3'-5'-RNA exonuclease activity; metal ion binding; snRNA binding. NCBI's taxonomy places the organism in Eukaryota, Metazoa, Chordata, Actinopteri, Perciformes, Nototheniidae. Gene Ontology annotation, biological process: snRNA 3'-end processing. Bases 298 to 1845 code for a protein of 515 amino acids. The record is from RefSeq and is a predicted model, not a curated record. Gene Ontology annotation, cellular component: cytoplasm; Cajal body.
GCUUUUUGUCACAGGACCCCGAAAAGCACGUUGAAAUGUUUACGGUGGAAGCGCGGUUAGCUGUCUUAUCAGAACAAGUACAAAUAUAUUAACUAAAACAAAUGCCGAAUGUAUGAAGAUAAUAUAAUAAUCAAACAACAAGCAAGGGCUCUGCAUAGAACAGUUGAUAAUGGAAAUAUUUACAAGGCAGUAAUUUAAGAUAGCUAAUAUUCCAGUUAUCCGUCGGUGACUGCAGGAAACUUUUCGUUCACGAAUAGGAGCUGUUUUUGCUUUCUGUACAAUUACUUUGGGGUAAACAUGGCUUCCUCUAUGGUUGUUCCCGUUAUUGAUGUCCAGAAUGAUACCUUCAACGAGCUUUGGCCUGCCAUGGUAUUGGCCAUAAAAACGUCUUCCUUCGUCGCACUGGACACGGAGCUGAGUGGUCUUGGAAACAGGAAAUCCUUGCUGGCCGAAUCUAUAGAGGACAGAUAUAAAGCCAUCUGCCAUGCAGCUCGCUCUCGCUCCAUCCUCUCUCUGGGAUUCGCCUGUUACAAGAAACUGGACGAUAAGGCUGCAGACACGUACCUGGUCCAGGUGUAUAACCUCACCCUGCUGUGUUCAGAGGAGUACAUCAUAGAGCCUCAGUCAGUCCAGUUCCUGGUUCAGCAUGGCUUUGACUUUAACAAGCAGUAUGCCCAUGGAAUCCCUUACUGCAAGGGCAAUAAUAAGGCAGAAUCAGACGAUCGGGGGGUCCACAUCCGAGCGUUAUUCACUGAACUGCUGCGUGCCAGGAAGCCCCUGGUGCUCCACAACGGCCUCAUCGACAUGGCCUUCCUUUACCAGAGUUUUUAUGCACAUCUGCCUGACCGCUUGACCACCUUCACAGCCGACCUGUCUGAGAUGUUUCCUGCCGGCAUCUACGACACCAAAUAUGUCACUGAGUUCGAGCUCCGACUCACUGCCUCAUAUCUGGAGUAUGCCUAUAAGAAAUGUAAGCUGGAUAGCAGUCGCAGGGGCACCUCUGGAGGAACGGAGCCUCACGUUCAGCUAGAGUUCUGUCAGUACGCCGGUCAGAUGUCCAGCUACGUGGACUACAGAGUGUGUCCAGCUGUGGGCUCUGUUGAGGGACAGACUGACGUCUGCCAGCGCUUCUCCGCAUUUGGCUGGUGUCCAAAUGGCAGCGAGUGUCUAUUAUCCCACGACACUGACCUGAUCAUCCUCCAGGACGAGAAAGACCUGGGGAACAAGAGAACUAAGAGGAAGAGACGUAAAGAUAAGAGGAAAGGUAAAGGUGAGGCAGCGGAAGACGGUGCCCCUCAACACAAAAUCCCCCACAUGGAGGUGGAUCUGCAAGAAACGCCAGAUGAGAAGCAAGGGGCCGAGUCAUCCUCAGAAAAAGGGUCUCUGAUGGACACCCAACAGAAUGAACGAGAGAAAACAGACAUCGAGGGGAACGGAGUGAGCCAAGAGAACACACUUGAAAUAACACCCACUACUGAUGACAACGCAAAAACCAACACAAAUGGUGGUGAAGAAAGCAGAACAAAAGAUAGCGGAAGUGAAAAAUUAAGCGAGAAAUCGUCCAAGACUGAGCAGAAGAAGAACGCCGACUCAGGAACGCACCGUGCCGGGUUCGACGCCUUUAUGACGGGAUACAUUUUUGCCCAUUCAUGUACCCUGAACAAGAAGAAAGGAGUGGAAUCUGUAGAGAAGGAGGAGGAAGAGGAGUCCUGGGUUCCUUCGUGUCUCAAUAAGGUCUACCUCAGCGGUAAAUCUGCUCCUCUCAACGUGGUUAAAAGCACCUUCUCCAAAUCAUCCAAGGCCCAUGUGGCGAAGAUGGAGAUGGUUUGGGGAAAGAAAGUGUAGUGUGCACACUUAAACACAGUAUUUAAGUGUUUAUAUUAGGGCUGCAAAAUCAAUUUGAUUUGAUUAUAUUAAGGCUGCAACUAAUUAUUAUUUUAAUUAUUAAUCUGCAGAUUACUUUUACGAUAAACUGUUUGUUCAAUAAAUUGUCCAAAAAUAAUAAAAAAGGAACAAUUCCAUUUCUCAAAGUCCAAGUGAUUCAAUGUUUUGUUAAGUCCAAACUCAAAGAUGUUCAUUUGAAUAUAAUAUUUAACAGAGAAAAGCCAAGAUCUAAAAACUGCUUUUUCUGGCAUUUUUUCCAUGGAUAAUUACUUAAGAAUUAUGGAAUAGGAGGUCAGUUUGCUUGUGGCACAACCUUUCAGUCUGGCAGUGUUGAAAUGUAAGUUUCUCAUGCUCUAUACUGUUUUUAUUUCUUUGUAAGACUUUUGUACAUUUUUACCUACUAUUAAUAGUAUUAAAGACGGUAAUAAAGUGCAAUUCAGUCGUAGCUGUUUUGAUCAAGCCAGGUAUUGUUUCUUAAGUUUCUCUGGAAAGAGCCAGAUCCUUGAUUUGCAUUCAUUCUUCAUUUUAGAUGUUUGUAUAAUUACCUUUUACAGGAGUUACCUUUGAAAAAAUAAAUGUAUGCUCUUUAAAAAUGAU